Messenger RNA from Jaculus jaculus (lesser Egyptian jerboa), 207 nucleotides. RefSeq names its product 60S ribosomal protein L39-like. The annotation marks the transcript as partial. The record is from RefSeq and is a predicted model, not a curated record. The transcript has a single exon. Gene Ontology annotation, molecular function: structural constituent of ribosome. Lineage: Eukaryota; Metazoa; Chordata; Mammalia; Rodentia; Dipodidae. Gene Ontology annotation, cellular component: cytosolic large ribosomal subunit; ribosome. Gene Ontology annotation, biological process: translation.
CUCGCCACGUCCUCUCACGAGACUUUCAGAAUCAAGCAAUUGCUCGACAAGAAACAAAAGCAAAACCAUCCCAUUCCCCAGUGGAUUUGGGUGAAAACUGAUAACGAAAUCAGAUACAACUCCAAGAGAAGACGCUGGAGGAGAACCAACAUGGGUCUGCAAGGACCUGUGCACCCCAUGAUUGAUUCUACCAAACAGGGCCAAUAA